UAAAAAAAAAACCACCUUAAUAAAUUUUAAUAACCACUAUUUUAACUAUUAAUCAUAAUUUAAAGUAACUUGAAGACACUUAUUUGACCACUUUGAUAGUUCAGUAUGACGCUGUGAACCUAACCUCAAAUCCGUCUUUCACAGCGAAUCACCACCGGCAGAAAAUAAUUCCACAGGAAAUAACGGCGUAUCGAGAAGAACGUCGUGAAUGAAUUUCGAAUUUUUUCGUAGACAAGUCUAAAUACAUACGAGCCUGCGCAACGAGACUUUAUCCGAAGAUUCGCCACGAGAGGCGCGGCGUCGCGGCGCUCGCAUGUGCCGCAGAUUAUGCCGCAUUGCCACAAGCGUACAGCACCGGUCGGCCGACGAUCGCAUCGUCGUCGGGACGAGGUUCGAAAACGAAACGAAUGAGUCGAUCGUGAAGGGAUUAAAAAAAAAGCAGGGCGUCGUCACGAUGCGCCGUCGCGGACGUCGACGACGAUCUAAUUUAUGAGAAGACCAAAGGGAAACAUCGACAAAAUCUGUGGAGUUCGGAAGAACGACUGUGUAAAUACUCGUCUACUCACCCGAGGUAACUGAAGUCCGCAAGAUCAUGAACGUCCGAAGAUUGCCCGGUUUCAUGUACCACUACAAGGUGGUCACGUUCUUCUUGUUCUCAAUUUUCAUCCUCGUCAUCUACUUGCUACUCCACUGGGGUAUUAUGUGCACGAAUCUCGAGGCUUGGCGUCACGUAUCCAACGUGUGUAGCACGCACCGAAAAGGGACUGCAUUAGGAAUUUUGUGCGAACCAUUGUGCGCAGAAAGAGGAAUUCACUCGCUCGCCUGCGAAACACUCCAUGCAGGAAAAGAAGCUGUCUUUUCUGCCCACUGGGAGACAACUCGACUCAUGUUCAAGGCUUCAAGAACGAAGGCCCCAUCAGACCAGUUCGAGUCGCUGUUCUGGACGGACGUGUCCGGCAUGAAGCACUUCCCGUCUGAAACGGACUUCAGUACUAUGAUCAAAGAUCUAGUUGUUAGCAAGUUGAACGUGACAUUGUCGCAACAUCAGUUGGAGAGGCUAAUGCGACUUCGCACGCAUCGCGUCGAGACUGAGACCACAAGGCGACAGCUCGAGAUGGAAAACUUAUGGCCGCUGUUGCAGGAAAACGAGUAUCUGAUGAGCAUCCUCUACGAAGACAGGGACAUUUUUCCUCAACUGAUUGGCACAUGCGGAACGUUUUACGCAGUCGAAUAUGUCAGGCCUAUAGAAACACCCACAACGGUACUAGCAUUGUCCGAUUCGAAACCGGAAUGGGCAAAACGGUUAAAGCUCGCCGUCAUGAUCCUUGAUUUGCUCGAGGAACUCGAUACUAACUUUCCUGAGCCGAUUCAUUUAUGCGACGUGAAGAUAAACCAUUUUGGCCUGCCCCUUGGCGGACAGAAACUGAAAUUCCUCGACCUGGAUGCCGUGUUUCCUAGAACUAUUAUCAACCGUAUUACGGCAGACAGGAAGAGCUGCGAGAAACACGAGGACUGCGACUUCUUCGAUUGUCGGUCGUUUUGUUCGAAGAACAAGCGCUGUGAGUCGCCGGUCGCCAAUAAUAAUUUACAGAUUGUAUGCGAAAAAAUAUUCCUCGGCUGGACUCUUUCGGGGACUAUCAUAAUUCCUGGACUACUUAUGUCAGAGCACACCACCAGCACAUUGGCAGUACUUUUACGGCAAUGCGCAAAUCCAGCCGGUGAUAUCGAACAUCUACCACGUGCCGCAGUAUCGGAUAAUGUAAAAACUCGGUUAUACAAUAUGCUACACGAAAUGGAACAGGAAGUCGCUGCUUCCGUGUAAAUAUUUUAGAGUACAAAGAAAUUAUGAAAAUCUAGGAAAUAUUAAAAUACAAGCAAAUUUACUGGAAUCUUAUUACAAAAUGGUAUCAGUAGAUGAAAGCAUUGGAAACAAAUCAUGAUCGUUUAUGAUUUUAUUUCGCGUCAAAUUUGCAGUUCUUUUAAUGCACAUUCGUUAGAUCGAUUUAAAAAUAAAUAUUUAAUACGGUGUAAGUCAACAGUUUUGACAUACUCUAUUUUUUAAAUCAAACGUUAUUGAUUCGUCAGUAAAACGAUGUUGAACUUUCGACUAAUUUCUACUGUCAAAUAAU
This is a messenger RNA of Megachile rotundata (alfalfa leafcutting bee), 2129 nucleotides long. It is a transcript of the gene aln, whose product is annotated as divergent protein kinase domain 1C. NCBI's taxonomy places the organism in Eukaryota, Metazoa, Arthropoda, Insecta, Hymenoptera, Megachilidae. The record is from RefSeq and is a predicted model, not a curated record.